AACAUUGUUGAUGCAUUCUAUUCAGGUGGAAGUUAUUCAGCCAGGAAAUAGAUUGUAUGGUCCAAGAAUGGUUUGAAGUGCGAGUACCUGUCACUAUGGCAACAUAUAAGGAUAUAAGUAUGCAAUGGGAGCAUCAUCAUGUAGAAGUUGUGCAAACUCUUGGAUGUCUCCUCAAGGAUGCUGCUUUUGUUGAUGUAACAAUUGCUUGCAAGGACAAAGCCUUCAAGGCCCAUCGGCUUCUCCUGUCUGCAUGCAGCAAUUAUUUUAGUGAAGUUCUGAGGAAACUUGAUCCUGGUGGAAAUCCCAUCUUGAUCCUCCCUGAUAUUGGUGGUGACAUCAUGGACUUGAUCCUGACUUUCAUUUACAUUGGUGAGGUGAACAUUCCUAUCGCAUCCUUGACUGAGUUCAUGGCUCUAGCUGAAAAACUGAAGCUCAAGGGCCUUGAAGCUCCUUCACAAGUUGAAGUUCCUUUGAAUGAGUCACCAGAGGAGGAGCACUGUUCUGAUGAAGGUGAUGGUCAAAAGCAAGCAUCACCUGAAAAAUAUAAACUUAGAGCAAGAUCCAGGAGAAGAUCAUCUGCUGGCAGUAGGAAAAAGACAAAGAGUGAGCAUACAAGUACAAGUGUAGAGGACAUUGACAGUGGAGAGACUACUGAUGUGACAGAAGAAGGAGCCAGAUCUGCUGCAGCAUACUUUCAAACUGUGGAGAUGGGAACAGUUAUUGCUUUAUGCAGUGAAGAGGAGCAACCACCAGUAGCAAAUGAAGGGAUGGAGACUCCAGAUGCACAGAGUGUCAAAUGGGAAGGUGAUUCCGACGUGCAGAUGCCAUUAGAAGUGUCUUUGGCAAGGCAAAGCCCAAGCAUAGACCAAGCUGAUGCUGAUAUCUCAAAUGCUUCCAUGCCAUCUUCUCUCAUUCCAACUCAAGAAAUGCCUGGAGAGGAAUGUAUUGAGAAGGUCAUUGUAGAUGGUGCCCCAUCAUACUUGUGUUCAGUGUGCCGUAAGUAUCGGACCAGUGUGAAAUUCAAUGCAUUGCGACACAUGCGAACACACUUCAGUGUUCGGCCAUACUCAUGCCAGCAGUGUGGUCGGGCAUAUUCACAGUCACAUCAUCUGAAAGCACACAGGCUCUCAUGCCCUGGUGCUGGGGAAGACUCAGAGACUCUCACAUUGCUUCAAAAUGUCCCAAUGGACUAACAUGUCCUCCAAGGAUUUACUAUUGCUCAUGCUACAUUUUGCAGUUCUGUUCCCUUCUGUGAAGUAGGCCAAGUUUUUACCAUAUAUAAAGACAAACUGACCUAUAAAAAAUGCAUAUGACCAUUGAAAGACCAAAUGCAACUAAUUUGAUAGAGGGGUAAAACUUCUAACUUUUCAUUAGAUCCCUAAGCUUCACGAAAAGGUGGGAGCAACUAUGUCAUGGGUUCUUGCCUGAAUUCCCUCUGUAGCCCUCAAAUGUUCUAUACUUCGAGGUUCUACUGAGAUCCUUUUACAUGUAUAGGCCUACACCCUCCAAGGGUGUAGACCUAUUCUUAUGAACUCCAUGGACUGAAGGCUGAAGAAGUGGAAUAAGAGCCAUAUCUGUUGACAGGCCAAAAAGAACAACUUCACAAAGAUACUUUUCACCUUACUAGAAAGAUUUCCUUCAUUAGGAAGAGGAGAAUAUCAAAGGAGUUUAAAAUGAAUAGUAUAGAGAGAGAGAAUUUGACUAGGAGCCAUGGUGCUUCCAGGCCCAAUGUCUUGCCUUAUUUUUCUAACACACAGUCAUAUGCACAGCCAAAAAUACUGCAUUACCCCUAUAUUAAGGUCUCAUCAGGGUCAUAAUUCAUUUCUGGUCAGUUUGCCUAGAAUGACUGAUGUUUGCCAAUGAUAUGUCACUGCUUGUAUUGGUGUUUGUUAAUCCUCAAUUUAUCUCAUCCUUUUAUUUUCAUUCCUGGUUUCAUGUCCAGUGCUUAAAGAGGCACUGGGAAUGCUAUAGUUCAAUAAUCUUGUUGACACUUCUUUUUGCUGGCUGAGACAACUUGAAAAAUAUUUCUUCCCUUCAUUGUGAGUCAAGUUUGACUUCUUUUCCAUGAUAUAUUAGGCUUGUAAUUUGUUCAUUUCAUGCCAUGUAAUAUUUUCUUUGUUUUAGAAGGGGCAGGGCUGAGCCCCUGCUUGAGAAAACAUACUGAGGCUUAGGCCUCAAUAACACUUAACCGACUUGAAGCAUUACUCUUGGCACAUUUAAAUAUUUCAGCCUCUAUAGGAGAAUCAUGAAGCAUGUCGCAUCUUUUGAAGGUGUUGUCAUAGUUUCAUGACUUGGUUAUGAAGGGAUGGUAGUUCCUUGUCUUUUUUAUUUAGUUUUCACCAAAUAGUUUAAUGGUUCUUGUUAUGACCUGGUGAGAUGUUGCAGAAGAUCUUUCAUUCUCAUUUAGUUUAAGAAUGAUAAGGAUAAAACAAUAUGAUUUGAUGGGAAUAAGAAAAAACGACAUUUGAAGUGUGACACAUCCUUACAGAGAUAGGGGUAAAGUAUGGGUCUUUGAAAAUACCUGGAAGGCAAUAUUUAAAAUAUAAAAAUAACUGAGAAGUAAAAACCCAUGUCGUACUAGCACACCUUAGAUUUGUUUUGACUUGUUUAUGAAUCACAAGGUCUGGAAAUUAUUGCUUUUGGGAGAUGCCAGUAUUAGUUACUAUCAUUCAGUUCUUGUCAUGAAUCUCUGUAUUAGGAUCAAGUCCUACCUAUGAGGGGAUGACUGCUUCUUCUUGGAGUAUUUGCAGCAUGCAAUUGAUGCAAAGUCAAUCUCAGUUUUCAGUUGUUUUAUAUUCUCCUGCCUUAAAAUAUUAGACCCUUACUUGCAAGGUGUAUGUUGCUCAUUACCAUAUUGGGCCCAAGCCUUCCUUGAAUGAUAUGGUUAGAGAUGGGAACUAGAAUUGUAAAGUGGAAACCUCAUCAUUAAAUUAGGAAUGCAUCCAAUAGUCCUAAUUGUAUGCUGGUAAAGGCAUUCAAUGUGAAGCUUCAGCAGCUGAAUGUUGACUAUCCAAAUAGACCAAAAAAGGCUUUGCAAAGCAAGCUACCCUGCCUACUACUUUUUAAAAAUUAUUUCUUCAAUUUCAAUUAUCCAAACCCCCUGUGAUGUAAAUUAUGCUGCCUUGCAUGGGCUUCAAGAAGUAAUACUGUAUUUAAGAAGUGGUAAGAAGUGGUGCAUGUAAAACUGGGCAAUUUUGCAGCUGUGAGCUAUAUUACUUUCCUCAAUUGUAUCACAAGCUCUUCCUUCAUUUAUUCACUGAACUAAUGGCAAUUGCUCAGAAGACUUGACAACUCACCCAAAAAUAGUGCAAAGUGAGAUUAUGAUUUAUUCCAACACUAAACCUAUGAUGGAUACUAGUGUUUUGAUCAUAGCAGCAACUGCUCAAGGUGUGCUGUAAUAUUGUGGGAUUGGUGGAAGAAGCCCAAUGGUCUUUGCAAGUAGUGUUAUAACAUGCAAGCAUACACCUCAGCAUGUUGUACCAAUCAUUGAGUGAUACCAUCAGUCAAGUUCAGAGUUGAUGCAACCAUGUUUAGGUUGACCCAGAUGAUACCUUCAAUUGCUGACAAAAUUCCAACAGGUCUGAUGAAUCAGCAUUAUGAGAUUGCCUUUUUUUAACAUCAGCAUUUUAAGUGAGGUGUUAUACAAUUUGUGGCAUACAU
This is a messenger RNA of Darwinula stevensoni, 3660 nucleotides long. Lineage: Eukaryota; Metazoa; Arthropoda; Ostracoda; Podocopida; Darwinulidae. The record is from the annotation of a GenBank genome assembly.